This is a messenger RNA of Fragaria vesca subsp. vesca, 852 nucleotides long. Its product is annotated as putative F-box protein PP2-B12-like. The transcript is spliced from 3 exons. Bases 1 to 852 code for a protein of 283 amino acids. NCBI's taxonomy places the organism in Eukaryota, Viridiplantae, Streptophyta, Magnoliopsida, Rosales, Rosaceae. Gene Ontology annotation, molecular function: protein binding. The record is from RefSeq and is a predicted model, not a curated record.
AUGCUGCAGCCGCAGCUGGACUUUCAAGCUUUGCCGGAAGGAUGCAUAGCCACCGUGAUCUCCUUGACCAGUCCUCCAGAUGCAUGCAGGCUCUCGUUGCUUUCAAAGGUUGUCAGGUCGGCGGCAGAAUCCGACGCCGUUUGGGAUAAGUUCAUUCCGCCUGAGACACAAAUUACAAUCCUAUCUCACCCCAAUUCCCUCUCCUCUCCUAAUUUCAAAUCCAAGAAGGACCUCUUCAUGACUCUCUGCGACAACCCCGUCCUCAUCAACGAGGGCACUAUGAGCUUUUCAUUGGACAAAUGGAGUGGUAAGAAAUGUUAUAUGAUAGCUUCAAAGGGCCUUCGGAUUGCUUGGGGUGAUACUCCUCGGUAUUGGGAAUGGAUUUCUCUGCCUGAUUCCAGGUUUGAGGAGGUCGCUGAGCUUCGGGGGGUUGGUUGGUUUGAAAUUCGUGGGAGAAUAGCUACUCGCAUGCUUUCCCCCUCCACUCUAUAUAAAGCUUAUCUUGUGUACAAGUUUAAUGGGCGACCUCAUGGAUUUGAAGACCAUCCCACAGCGGUGGCCGUAUCUGCAAGGUCUUAUGGCUUUGAUUACGAAUCCCCAAAUUUGAGUGAAAUGGUUGAAGGAGGAGACCUUAAGUACACUGCCUUUCUGGCGCGGCCGGAAAGAGAAGUCAGUGAAGAAGCUCGACUUCCAGACGAGAGGGUGGAUGGCUGGUUGGAGAUGGAGCUAGGUGAGUAUCUCUGUGAAGGUGAUGAAGAUGCGGAGUUGGAGAUGAUUUGUUGUGAGAUUAAUAGUAGCGGCAAGGAUGGCAUCAUUGUGCAAGGGAUUGAGGUCAGACCCAAAAGGAACUAG